This is a messenger RNA of Acanthopagrus latus (yellowfin seabream), 786 nucleotides long. RefSeq names its product somatostatin-1A-like. The record is from RefSeq and is a predicted model, not a curated record. Gene Ontology annotation, molecular function: hormone activity. The transcript has 2 exons. Lineage: Eukaryota; Metazoa; Chordata; Actinopteri; Spariformes; Sparidae. Bases 269 to 664 code for a protein of 131 amino acids. Gene Ontology annotation, cellular component: extracellular region.
CCUUACCUUCAACCAGAUUGCAGUGAGUUUAUGUAAAUGAUGACAAUCACCCGGAAAAUGUCCUUAUUUAGACCUUUUGUCUCCCUCCUAAUGACUGCUGUAAAUUACAUAGUAUAUGCUUCAGUGAAUAAAUGGGGGCAAACACAAAAUUGAAGAUAGUCUUUACGCAAACAACUCCCACACUCCUCCUUCCUUUUAUUGGCCCAGGUGCCACUUUAAAAACCAACGUGCCGCUGUGCUGUACAAUUAGGGCGCACAUCAGCAGUGGAUGUUGUUGUUUCUUACCACAAAGAAUUCUCUCUCAACAAGCACGAUUUCCCAGCCAACGAUGGCCCGCGUCUUGUGCAUUCUGGCGCUUUUGUGUUUCGCAUCAUGUGUCGCGGAAAACGCAGAGACGGAGCAGGAAUUCAAAGACCUCCAACUUCAGCCAGGCCCGUUGUCAUGGCUCGACAAACUACGAGGCGUACAACAGGAAUCGACAAGGAAACAGAGCUUUACAGACUUUCUUUAUAAACUCUUCAAAUCCGAAAAUGGAGUAAUCCCCCAGGAGCCCGCAGAGACGGACACACGGGAGAAGAAUCGACGUGGACUGGGUGGUGUGAUGGCUUAUACUCGCAAGGCCGGCUGCAGAGUCUUCUACUGGAAAACCCUGACCGCCUGCUAACGUUUACUUUAAAAUGAUGAGCUCAAGAUUGAUUUGGACAUCCCCUUUAAUGUGUUGCUUGAAUGUCACAUACAAUUGUUUUCAACUGCACUCUGUUUUAUGAUGAAAUAAACAACUGCUUC